Molecule: messenger RNA, 1233 nt
Organism: Aphanomyces astaci
Lineage: Eukaryota; Oomycota; Saprolegniomycetes; Saprolegniales; Verrucalvaceae
Exons: 5
Coding region: 260-1072 (270 amino acids)
Molecular function (GO): protein binding
Source: RefSeq, a predicted model, not a curated record
CAUCAGCCAAAUGAAAUUCAUGCUUCUCGUCGUGCUCCUCGCCGGCAUUGCCAGUGUGUACGGCGACUCGUUCUCGCUGUCCGCAUGCUCAGGACUAAUGAGACAACCAGCUAACGCCACGUCAUCGUCGGUGGCGUGCUUGCAACGUCUUGAUGGGGCCAUCAAGGUGGUGCAGUACAAUGGAACGCACUUGGACCUGCGAAACCAGAACAUCACAAGCGUCAUGUCUGUGCCACGCGGGCUCAUCUCGAUGUAGACUAUGCCAUAUCUAUCUUUUGGAUCUUCACACGUCGUUGUGCGUAGCGAUCUCUCUGGGAAUAACCUGGCUACCAUCAACCUUGGCGAUUCUGCCCUUGAAAGCAUCAACUUGAGCGGAGGUCAAGUCACAUCGUUCACCGUGAUCUCGCUACCUGCCACCCUUCGGCACUUGGACGUGAGUCGUAACUCCAUCAACCAGCUUAGCAUCAACUGGGCCAGAUUUGUCAAGUUGACUUCAUUAAACUUCAGUUCCAACCGCGUGUCGUACAUCAACAAGCCCGUGUUUCCCCCGUCCCUUCGAAGUUUGGAUGUAUCGAAUAACCCGAUCUACAUGGCCGAUUUCGACGUUGCCACAUAUACCCUUUUGUCGGGUAUUAACGUGUCGUACUUGUUGGAUCCGCAAUCCGCUCAAAUGGUCGCGUCGACGUGCCGCGAUGUCGGGGACCUGCGGCGUCUGGGCUUCAGCGGAAGCGUCGUGUGUGUGUUUGACAAGUCUCGUGAUGUCAUUCAAGACGAUAUGUUUGGUAGUACUUUACCUCUUGUUAUGAGGCAAUCCAUCCUCCCACACAAGUCUGUAGUGUCACUGCGCCGCCUCACGUUGGUUUCGCUGUUCCUGUCUGUGACACUGGUCCUCGGAUACGCAGGACUGCACUGGUACCGCCGUCGCAUGGGGCUGAAUGAAGAGCAUGCGCUGGAUCGCGGACGCGAGACGCUCAGCAGCUCGGCGUGUGAAGCGUAUGACGCUGAACCUAUUCAGUAUAUCCAAGCCCUGACCCCCCAGGCGACCAGUGCGGCUGCCAGCCGAAGUCGUUAAGUUCCCCGGUGGGAAUAUAUAUAUAUAUAUCCAGUGUUGUAUGUUACCUCGCUAUAAGGUGACCUCAAAAUUUCAUUGUGCGUUCGUUCACAUAGUAUUAAUAGUACCAGCGAGGUAUCGUACAAUUUAUAUAGGAUUAUACAGUUUAUGGAAUAGUCCAC